AUGAGCUAUUAUAAUAGAAUCUUCAUUAAAUCUAUAUUAAAAUAUUUAUUAUUAUUUGACUUUUGGAAUAUAUAUCUUAUAUUAUCAAUUUUGCUUUUAGACUCAAAAAAAGAGAUUAUCAAAUGCUUAAUACUUGAAGUUCUAUAUACAUAUCGAUAUUUCAUAUACUAUAAAUCUGAUUCCAAUAUUACUAUGAAGAAAAGGCUUUUAUUAGAAACAAUAAUAUAG
Molecule: messenger RNA, 228 nt
Organism: Botrytis byssoidea
Lineage: Eukaryota; Fungi; Ascomycota; Leotiomycetes; Helotiales; Sclerotiniaceae
Exons: 2
Coding region: 1-228 (75 amino acids)
Source: RefSeq, a predicted model, not a curated record